AUGUUUCCUCUGCAGAUUGUGAUCGUGCAGUGGGGGGGGAAACCCUUCAGCUGUGCCCCCCUCAACGUGGAGCAGUGGCUCUGGUGUCUAUUUGUGGGAGUUGGAGAGCUUCUCUGGGGGCAGGUGAUCGCCACAGUUCCAACAGAGCGACUGCCAUGUCUGAAAGAGGCGGGGCUUGGCCUGGAGCCCGGGGAGGAGGAAGGGGAGGAGCUGGCCGAGGAUGAGGAGGAGAUUGACUGUGCAGAGCGAGAGCUGCGCCGCGGACAGAUCCUCUGGUUCAGAGGCCUUAACCGUAUCCAGACUCAGAUGCGAGUGGUGAAAGCCUUCCGUAGCUCGCUGUACGAGAGCCGGGAGAAGCCGGAAUCCCGCAACUCUAUCCAUAACUUCAUGGCCCACCCAGAGUUCCUCAUCAACGACCUCAUCCAUAACAUCCCGCUGAUCGACGACACUGACGUGGACGACGAAUCAGAGCUCAGCAGAUACCAGCACCUGCACCCGGCCCUCCGCAAACCGCCGCCUCCUCCGGCCCAGCCCCCGGCCCGCACCAGGCCGACCCGGCCCUACCGCCAGCACAGCCUUCCAGUGACCCCGUGUAACCGGAACAACAACAACAACAGCAGCAGCAGCUCACCGGGCCCCCGCAGCUACAGAAACAGCAGCAACAAAACGACCCACAAACAUCACCACAACCUCCCUGGGAGGCCCCGGCCUGCGGAGCCCCCCGUCCCCCACCCUGCACACCUCUUCUGCGUGGAGACGUCCUUAUAACGGGUCUGGGAGGGAGGGAAGGGCUGAGGACAUUUCCAUCCAGUCUCCCUCCAAACUAGCUCUGAAAAAAGGAACCCCCCCCAUCUGAUCCCUGAACAGUCAGGGUGGGGCUGGGACCCCCAGCAAACCCAGAACAGCUUCAGACUCAGUGUUCAUUCUGACCCCCCCACCCUGCCAAGCGCACUGCUCCACCCGCCCUGAUGACUUCACCCCCGCCCCUCUCUGCUGCCCCCCCAUUAAUGUCCUGCUCUACAGGUUUCUGUCUCGUUCCAUUUCUCUGCUUUGUGUUUCGUCUUUUCUCAUAAAACAUACAUGAACAGAAAUGAGAAAAAUCCGAGAAACUGAACUGAAAGUCCCCCACCCCCCUCUCCUUUUUGUCUGUUUGGUUCAAUGAUCUUGACCUACUGUGCCCCCCCCACCCCCUCCGGAUCGGUGCAGCAUUAACCCUUUAAGAUGCUCAGGCCGUGUCCCUUUAAGACUGCCCUGUUCUCACUGCUCCCCCUGAUUCCUUGUUUCAUGGAUUCUGGAUCCGGUUCUGUUCUGCGGAAGGAAAGAACAUCCGGCUCCUUUUAUCCAAAGGUGCGACGCUCUUAACCUGGAUUGUUGUGAAAUCUGAGUUUUCAGUCUCACAACAAAUCCAUCUUGAAAGACUGCCGCUAACAUGUCCGUCUCCUAACCACCGGCGAGUUGGACCAAUGACAUGCCAGCAGUGUUUUUGGGGGCGGGGCAUUUAGGAAUGACAACAGUCAGAAGGGCCUAGGCUGGGGACUAAAAUAGCUACGCUGGAGGACUCACCCCUCGUUUCUGCGAUUUUAGCUAAAAUAGCGACAAUUUCUCGUGAAAAAAGGAGCAGAGAAGCACUUUGUGCAUUUCUAGAUGGGAAAGUCUGUGCUUUUCUUCCGACAGCAUUUGGAAAAGGUGUGAUUUAUCAGCUUGCGUUUCGUUUUGCGGCUACGAUUGGCUGAGAGCAUUUUAUGGAAGGCGGGCACUAGCUGGCACGUCACCCAAUCAGCUGGAAGCAUUGUACUAAACGUCCCUCCGUUUCACAGACAGACUGAGCAGCAGCCAUGAUUGAUAGAUUGAAUUCAAUCACAUCCAUCCUGCUGCUGCCAGGUUAUGAAAGUCUCCCAGUACAACCAGUGAGAGCUCCUGUUCGACCAUUAGAAAGGCUUCAUUUGGAGUCUGUUCAUAGCAAAAUGAGUCCCUCCGAUUUAGGACAUACUUUAUGCUUCAUUUAUAUGAAGAAGCAUUAAUGAAACUUAAAACGUGUUUCAUUUAUAAAUGCUAGCAUUACUUUAAUAGAGCCAGUUAGACUCCGCCCCCCAGGCUUUAACCCUCCCCCCUGGUUCCAGUAUUCAGGUGAAUCUCAAGGUGGUCCUUUGCCUCUCAGCGCCUCUCAAAUAUUUCCCAAAUUCUAGUCUCCAGGUGGGAAAGAGCUCAGCAGCCAAACGGCGACAUCUGAGCACCCAUAAGAUCCUCCAACCAUCACACCCUCCAACCAUCAGACCCUCCAACCAUCAGACCCUCCGACCAUCAGACCCUCCAACCAUCAGACACUCCGACCAUCAGACCAUCAGACCCUCCAACCAUCAGACCCUCCGACCAUCAGACCCUCCGACCAUCAGACCAUCAGACCCUCCAACCAUCAGACCCUCCAACCAUCAGAUCCUCCAACCAUCAGACCCUCCAACCAUCAGACCCUCCGACCAUCAGACCCUCCAACCAUCAGACCCUCCAACCAUCAGACCCUCCGACCAUCAGACCCUCCAACCAUCAUAUCCUCCGACCAUCAGACCCUCCGACCAUCAGACCUUCAGACCAUCAGACCCUCCAACCAUCAUAUCCUCCA
Messenger RNA from Cyprinodon tularosa, 2617 nucleotides. Its product is annotated as plasma membrane calcium-transporting ATPase 3-like. Gene Ontology annotation, molecular function: P-type calcium transporter activity. The record is from RefSeq and is a predicted model, not a curated record. The transcript is spliced from 4 exons. NCBI's taxonomy places the organism in Eukaryota, Metazoa, Chordata, Actinopteri, Cyprinodontiformes, Cyprinodontidae. Bases 1 to 768 code for a protein of 255 amino acids.